Messenger RNA from Halteromyces radiatus, 1887 nucleotides. RefSeq lists its product as uncharacterized. Gene Ontology annotation, cellular component: cytosol; mitochondrial outer membrane; nucleus. Lineage: Eukaryota; Fungi; Mucoromycota; Mucoromycetes; Mucorales; Cunninghamellaceae. The record is from RefSeq and is a predicted model, not a curated record. The coding region runs from base 1 to 1887 and encodes 628 amino acids. The transcript is spliced from 3 exons.
AUGUUUGAGAAUAUUCAUGAAGUACGAAAGGCAAUGGAUUUGUUCCUGAACUCAUACACGGAAGAAUGUGAUGCCUUGUUGCUUCCAAAGCGUGAUGCAUCCAUGUAUCAUUCUUUAGGUUAUGCUUUUAUUUUAUCCCUCAAAGCUGUACUUACUUAUCAACGUGCUGAUAUCGAAUCUGCAUUGGAUGCCAUGAAACAUGCUUACCAAGUGGCUGAUAAAUUCCGUAAACGUGAUAGUUCUUGGAAAAAUGCUGCUCAUAGUUUGAUGACCACUUAUUCUGUACAAGAACUCAAGGAAAUGACAACCAUUCAACGUCAUGCUGAACUUGUGUUUGCAGAAACUUAUCUGAUGAAAGCUGGACUUCAAAUUGUAUAUGAAGAAUCAUUUGUUGCAUUUUUACGUGAAGGUGUAAAGGUACAUGCAUCUCAUCAAAUCUACAAAGCGCUGGAACGGUAUCUUAUGCAUGUGCAAGAAGAAGCUAGUCAAGGCAAGGAUGUAUCUGGCUAUGGCAUGGAUGCUCAUUUUGCUUCAGGGAUUGCAUUUGGUAUGGGAUGUUUUAAUUUAGCCAUCAGUAUGCUUCCUGAUAUCGUACUUAAAAUGGCAGAAUUUGUUGGUUUUCAUGGUGAUCGUGGUCUAAGCAUGUGGUAUUAUCAAUCCAUUGGUGGUUGGGAUAAAGUGGCAAUGAUGACAAAAAAACAAGAAAAACAACCUCAAACAGAACUUCAAGGUCCUCAUGAAGGUUUACGUAGACAAUUCUGUGAUAUGAUGUUGAUAUUGUAUAAUAUUGUCCUAGCAAAACUGACACCCGUGUCACAUGUGAAUGAACCUCUAUCUGAUUUAAUUUUACAAUAUAAUCUCAAGCUCUAUCCUCGUGGAAUGGUCUUUCUUACAUUGAAUGGUCGACGAUUGGCCACGCAACGACAACUUCAGGAAGCCAAGGUUUAUUAUCAACGAGCUAUUGAUGCACAGGAUUACAUGAAACAACUACAUCAUAUCUCCUUUUGGGAACUAGGCUUUAUUGCUCUGUUGGAACAAGACUGGAAAACGGCCCAUCAAUUAUUUCAACGAUUGAAUAAGGAAAGUAACUGGUCCAAAGCUGUUUAUACUUACUUACAAGGCUUAUCUCUCUAUCUUUAUGCUACUUAUGAUAUGUCACCUGGUGAAAAACGCAAACAAUUAAUUCUCAAAUCUGCUGAAUUGAUGGCCCUUGUUACCAAAUCAAAACAAAAAAUUGCAGGCAAAUCCAUCUUUAUUGAGAAAUUCGUAGCAAGAAAAUCGCGCAAAUUUGACCUCCAAGGUAACCGGUUACUCUUCCCGGAUUUGGAAAUCAUUCAUGCGUUCAGUGGACUUGAUUUGUUAACCAUUCCCUUGAUGCGCAAGAACCUUCAUCGCAUCAAUGCCAUGUUGAAACGAUUGGCUAAUAGUCACUCCUUCUAUGUGUACGAUGAUCUUUGUCUUUGUCAUUUCUUACGCACCAAUCUCAUUCGGUUGUUAUUAGAAGACCAGGAACAAAAAGAAAAACAGCAAGCCCUUGAUUUGAAAGAUGGGGAUUAUAUCAUCCAACAACAAGAUGGAUUCACUCUAGCUGAAAUGAAAGAGAUGCACAAGGAAUCUGUCCAUACUGUCAUGACAUUGGCAGAAAAGAUUCAAUUGGAUCAUUGGCUUUACUAUUUUACGGUGUAUGAACAGGCUCGGAUGAUGAUCAUGGAGGCUGAUUAUGAUCAAGCGAAGAAAAAGAUCCAAUAUCUCAUUGACCGAUCUGAAAGACAUGAUUUUAACGUGGGUGCUGGCCAACGAGCUAAAAACAAGUAUUCCAUGGAAAAUGCCCUGAUUUUGAAAUGUCAUAAUUGUUUAGGUGUCAUUGAUGAAUUGUCUUCUAAAUAA